Coturnix japonica (Japanese quail) is the source of this 693-nucleotide messenger RNA. NCBI's taxonomy places the organism in Eukaryota, Metazoa, Chordata, Aves, Galliformes, Phasianidae. The record is from RefSeq and is a predicted model, not a curated record.
AUGACGCUUUGCGCUGUCGGGGCAGAUUACGCCAAGGAGCACCUGGCUCAGCUGCAGGAGAAGGCGGAGCUGAUCUCGGGCCGCAUGUUGCGCUUCUCCGUGUUCUACCGCAACCAGCACAAGGAGUAUUUCCAGCACGUCAGGAUGCACUGCGGUAACGUGAUGAAGCCUUCCUUAAAGGACAACAGCGGCAGCCACGGCUCCCCGACCAGCGGGACGCUGCACGGCAUCUUCUUCAGCUGCAACACCGAGUUCAACACGGGGCAGCCCCCCCAGGACUCCCCCUACGGCCGGUACCGCUUCCAGAUCCCGGCCCAGCGGCUCUUUAACCCCAACACCAACCUUUACUUCGCGGACUUCUAUUGCAUGUACACCGCCUACCACUACGUCGUGCUGGUCCUGGCUCCCAAAGGAUCCAACGGGGACGCGUUCUGCAGGGAGCGCCUGCCGCAGCUGGACGUUGCAUGCAACAAGUUCCUGACUUGCAGCGUGGAGGAAGGGCAGCUGGUUUAUCGGCACGCCCAGGAUUGUAUCCUGGAGCUCAUUUACACCGAACCCGUGGAUUUGAGUCUGGGGGCUUUGGGGGAGAUCAGCGGGCACCAACUAAUGAGCUUGUCUACUGCAAAUGCAAAGAAAGAUCCCAGCUGCAAGACCUGCAAUAUCAGCGUGGGGCGCUGAAUGGGGGGAGGUGGG